Molecule: messenger RNA, 2314 nt
Organism: Bombyx mori (domestic silkworm)
Lineage: Eukaryota; Metazoa; Arthropoda; Insecta; Lepidoptera; Bombycidae
Gene: Cndp2
Product: cytosolic non-specific dipeptidase
Exons: 9
Coding region: 53-1591 (512 amino acids)
Biological process (GO): proteolysis
Molecular function (GO): metallodipeptidase activity
Source: RefSeq, a predicted model, not a curated record
CAUUGACAUUGACGGAACGAUGACAGUAUGACAGUUUUCUACUUUUUUCAACAUGACUUCGCUUACACUUAUAAACCGGGCAACUUGCAUAUUUAACACAUUAAUAAAAUUGCCGGCAACGAAACAGCUUGUACCAUUUUUUCCUGCUUAUCAUCAACAUUAUUCAGUGAGUUCCAAACAAGUUUCUGCAAAAAUGGCAACGGAAAAAACAUUGCCUGAAAUUUUUAAAUACGUAGAUCAGAAUAAAGAUUCUUAUAAGCAAUUAUUAAAAGAAGCAGUAGCCAUUCCAUCCGUUUCAUGUGAUGUGAAAUAUCGUGCGGAUUGCAUCCGUAUGGUUCACUGGAUGCAAGACAAAUUGAAGGAAGUCGGAGCCACUACAGAGUUAAGGGAUGUUGGCUUUCAAACAAUAGAUGGCAAAGACGUUCAACUGCCGCCAGUUUUAGUAGGCGUAUUGGGUAAUGAUCCAAAAAAAAAUACAGUUUGUAUCUAUGGUCAUUUGGAUGUACAACCUGCAUUGAAAUCUGAUGGAUGGGAGACUGAACCUUUUGAACUAGUUGAGCGCAAUGAAAAAUUAUAUGGAAGAGGUUCUACUGAUGAUAAAGGUCCUGUACUUGGUUGGCUGCAUACCAUCAAUGCCUAUAAGGGCACUGGUGCUGAGCUGCCUGUCAAUUUGAAGUUCAUUUUCGAAUGUAUGGAGGAAUCUGGUUCCGAAGGGCUUGACAGCUUAUUAAUGGACAAAUUGAAACCUGAGGGAUUCUUUGAUAGUGUAGACUAUGUAUGUAUAUCCGAUAACUAUUGGUUGGGAACCACGAAGCCAUGUAUCACUUAUGGUUUACGCGGAAUCAGCUACUAUUUCCUAGAAGUGGAAUGUGCAAAAAUGGAUCUUCACAGUGGAGUCUAUGGUGGCACAGUUCAUGAAGCCAUGUCUGAUUUAAUCUACUUGAUGAAUACACUCGUGGACAAAGAUGGGAAGAUAUUGGUGACUGACAUAUAUAAAUCGGUAGCUCCACUCACUGAAACCGAAACCAAGCUGUACACGACUAUCGACUUUGAUCCGGAAGCAUACAGAAAGACAAUUGGAGCAUACAAACUUGCGCACAAUGGCGUAAAAGAACAGUUGCUGAUGCAUCGUUGGAGAUAUCCCAGCCUAUCUCUACACGGGAUUGAAGGUGCCGCGUUCCAGCCUGGAGCAAAAACGGUGGUUCCUGGAAAAGUGAUUGGAAAAUUUUCAGUCAGGCUUGUUCCGAAUCAAGAGCCGGAGGAAGUUGAGAAAUUAGUCUUUGAUUACAUCAACAAGAAGUGGGCGGAGCGCGGGUCCCCGAACAAGAUGAGCAUCACGGCACAGAGCGGGCGCGCCUGGACCGAGAACCCGGACCAUCCGCACUACCAGGCCGCUGCCCGCGCCACUAAGCUGAUAUAUCAGACCGAUCCGGACAUGUCCCGCGAAGGAGGUUCGAUCCCCGUCACGAUCACUCUGCAGGAGGCGAGCGGCAAGAACGUGUUGCUGUUGCCCAUGGGCGCCGGAGAUGACAUGGCGCACUCUCAAAACGAGAAGAUUAACGUUCGCAACUACAUCGAAGGCGUAAGCUGAACAUUAUCUAUUUAAACAUUGCUUUACAAUAAGGAGGUUAUAUACACAUACGAACUUGUGAUUUUGACGAAUGUUUUUACUAAUUACAGAUAAAACUGUUUGCCGCCUACUUGUUCGAGGUCGGUAAACUCCCCAAGUAAACACCGGCGCCGAGGAUGCUACACGUAGAAACUAUAUGAAAUUGUCGUUUUUAGUUUUAGUAAUCUCUCCGAAACUCUUUAUUUUAUGAAAACGCUCGUAGCCUGGCGACGGAUAAAUAGAUAUAAAUAAGCUACUACAGUCAAUUUUGUAACCGCGUUUUGGAAACAAUACAGUUAAGUCGUGUGGUAGGUAGAUCUAUUUUUGGCGGUAAAGUAUAAGAAUGUUAACAAUUUAGAAAAUAGUCAGGAACUGAAUUCUGUAAAAAAAAAAUUGUUGACCGUUUUUCUCAAUUCGUUGUCUUGGGCAUAUUACAAAGGAUAUCGAGAUUUGUAACUUUAAUGUGGAAGACAUGAAGUACAUUCCUUUUAUUAAGUACAAUUUAAAACUUGCAUAAUAUUCAUAAAGUACAGGAAGAUAUCAUUUUUUUAAAUGUUUCAUAUAGUUUUGUAUUUAUUUUAUUAUGUAUACUCAUAUUACAUAAUUAUUUUUCUUGUAUCUUGUAGUCGUCAUAAUAUAAAAGUGUAGUACAUACAUGUAUUUUUGUACGUUUUUUAAAUGUGUAAUAAACAUUUGUACAACGUU